Hemiscyllium ocellatum (epaulette shark) is the source of this 2520-nucleotide messenger RNA. It is a transcript of the gene pex16, whose product is annotated as peroxisomal biogenesis factor 16. The transcript has 11 exons. The coding region runs from base 11 to 1042 and encodes 343 amino acids. Gene Ontology annotation, cellular component: peroxisomal membrane. Gene Ontology annotation, biological process: peroxisome organization. NCBI's taxonomy places the organism in Eukaryota, Metazoa, Chordata, Chondrichthyes, Orectolobiformes, Hemiscylliidae. The record is from RefSeq and is a predicted model, not a curated record.
CGAGGCUGUCAUGGCGGACGCGGCCAGGCGCCUGCUGCUCCGGUACCGGGAUUACGUCAUUAGGAACCCCGGGGCGGCGGCGCAGCUGGAGAGCUCGGUGCGGAGUGUGUCCUACAUCAUUGCCGGGCGGUUUGCAGAUUCUCAUGAACUCUCUGAGCUUGUGUACUCUGCAUCCAAUUUGCUGGUGCUGGUCAAUGAUGGAAUCCUCAGGAAAGGUGUUGCUCCAGCACCACUGGUGUCUGGCACUCAACAGCGGUUGAUGACGUGGUUGACAGUUUUGGAACAUUUGGAGGUUUUCACUGAGAUGUGCUCGGCCAAGUUCUGGGGCGAGAAGUGUCGUUGGCUGGUAAUUAUUCUCAUCCAAUUAGCCAAAGCAACCCUGAGGAUUCUGCUGCUGCACUGGUAUAAGGCUGGAAUCCAGACUUCUCCCCCAAUUACACCACUGGACAGAGAGAGACACCUGCACAGGCGCUGCAGUGAAGACAAUGUGGCAGAGGCUGAAGUAUCCUCACAGUCUACAUCGACUGCCUUCAUAGGACAGCGUUCCAAGAGAGUAGUCAGGAUGCUCAACAGUACUCCAGCCCUGCAGCUCCGUCACUGGGGGAGUCCUCAAGAGGAACAGAGACAAUGGAUCUCACAGGCAGGAACCCAGCACCCUCCAACCAUCCUCACCCAGCAGGAAAUACUGGCCGAGUCACUGUACAUCACCCGCCCACUGGUGCACCUGCUGGCAUUAGGAAUAUGGGGACAGAAAUCCUGGAAGCCAUGGCUCCUUUCUGGCAUUGUGGAUAUUGCAAGCUUGAGUUUGAUGCGGGAUCCAAAGGACAUGAGACAGACUGAACGUGCUGAACUGCGUCGAAGGACCUUCCUGUUACUGUACUACUUACUGCGAUCUCCAUUCUAUGACCGUUACUCAGAGACUAAGAUCCUCUUCCUGCUCCGGAUCCUCGCUGACUAUGUUCCUGGAGUCAGUCUGGUGGCUCGUCCACUGAUGGAAUAUUUACCAGUUUGGCAGAAGAUAUAUUUUUACAACUGGGGUUAACUGGGCCCUGUCACCAAUGCCUUCAAAAGUAAUUUGUGCUGUUCUCAAUCACCUCCUUAACCAGCAUUAUAUAUAGCUUGGACCAUCAACAGAUCCUGUUGAGUGCCUCUUCCUAAAACUGAGAGAAAGAGCCCAUCUCGCGGUCUCUCAGUUUGUGUCAGAGCCCAGCUUUUGCUCUCACAGUCUGUGUCAGAGCCCAGCUCUCAGUCUCUCAGUCUGUGUCAGAGCCCAGCUCUCGCUCUCUCAGUCUGUGUCAGAGCCCAGCUCUCGGUCUCACAGUCUGUGUCAGAGCCCAGCUCUCGGUCUCACAGUCUGUGUCAGAGCCCAGCUCUCGGUCUCUCACAGUCUGUGUCAGAGCCCAGCUCUCGCUCUCUCAGUCUGUGUCAGAGCCCAGCUCUCGCUCUCUCAGUCUGUGUCAGAGCCCAGCUCUCGGUCUCACAGUCUGUGUCAGAGCCCAGCUCUCGGUCUCUCACAGUCUGUGUCAGAGCCCAGCUUUUGCUCUCACAGUCUGUGUCAGAGCCCAGCUCUCGCUCUCUCAGUCUGUGUCAGAGCCCAGCUCUCGCUCUCACAGUCUGUGUCAGAGCCCAGCUCUCGCUCUCUCAGUCUGUGUCAGAGCCCAGCUCUCGCUCUCUCAGUCUGUGUCAGAGCCCAGCUCUCGCUCUCUCAGUCUGUGUCAGAGCCCAGCUCUCGCUCUCUCAGUCUGUGUCAGAGCCCAGCUCUCGCUCUCUCUCAGUCUGUGUCAGAGCCCAGCUCUCGGUCUCUCAGUCUGUGUCAGAGCCCAGCUCUCGGUCUCUCAGUCUGUGUCAGAGCCCAGCUCUCGGUCUCUCAGUCUGUGUCAGAGCCCAGCUCUCGGUCUCUCAGUCUGUGUCAGAGCCCAGCUCUCAGUCUCUCAGUCUGUGUCAGAGCCCAGCUCUCGGUCUCUCAGUCUGUGUCAGAGCCCAGCUCUCGCUCUCUCAGUCUGUGUCAGAGCCCAGCUCUCGCUCUCUCAGUCUGUGUCAGAGCCCAGCUCUCGCUCUCUCAGUCUGUUUCAGAGCCCAGCUCUCGGUCUCUGUCUGUGUCAGAGCCCAGCUCUCGGUCUCUGCCUGUGUCAGAGCCCAGCUCUCGCUCUCUGUGUCAGAGACUAUAAGACAUAGGAGCAGAAAUUAGGCCAUUCAGCCCAUCGAGUCUGCUCCACCAUUCAAUCGCCGCUGAUACGUUUCUCAGCCCCAUUCUCCCCUUAAACCCUCAGUCUCCUUGUUAUCUACAAUCCUGGAUCAUAUUGUGCAAAGUGUGACUUGCAGCUGCUCUCCACACUGUUUCUGAACUCCCCUGUUAUUGGAGACCAACCCCUGAACUGUUCAGGGUAUGUUGUACUGCUGACUUGGAUCACUUGUUGGAUCUGUCGAUUAGUAGCCAACCGAGUGAUUUCGAUUUUUUAUUUGAUAUGAAGCCCACACCUAAUGUAAAUUGUCAAAUAAUAAAUGCACCUUUCUACAUAA